Nerophis ophidion (straightnose pipefish) is the source of this 5325-nucleotide messenger RNA. It is a transcript of the gene crb3a, whose product is annotated as crumbs homolog 3a. NCBI's taxonomy places the organism in Eukaryota, Metazoa, Chordata, Actinopteri, Syngnathiformes, Syngnathidae. Bases 296 to 643 code for a protein of 115 amino acids. The record is from RefSeq and is a predicted model, not a curated record. The transcript has 5 exons.
GCCUGAGAACCAGCCAGGAGGGCAAAGUGCACCCUCGGCCUGGACGACCAUAAUUUCGGAGCAGAUUGUUUGUAACUUGACUCUUUUCUCUCGCGCCAGGUUGACUUGGAUCGUCGGACUUUGCACAAAGGCGCGUCUGUGCAGGUCAGGGCGGAAGUAACGGGGAGUAGUUUCCUCCUUUUUUGGUUUUCUGCCUACCUGAGAGCAGCCCGACUGAGGCAGGAGAGAAGAACAUCAGGUCCGUGACAUGGAAAUAAGUUUGAUGCGCACCUGAGCCGGUCUCGGACCUUCCAGCAUGGCCGUGAGUGCAAGCACACCUGCAGGCGUCGUCAUGCCGCCAAGUCUGUUCCUUCUGCUGCUGGUGACCACCGAGCUUGUGUGGGGAAGUUCUAAAAUUGUGUCGAGAGACUUCAGAUCCUACAACGCGACUGGGCCCGACAUCGCCGCCAUCGUGGCCCCCACGGUCACGCUGGGCCUGCUGGCCGCGGUCCUGGCGGCGCUGGCGGCGUGGCUGCUGUGCGUGGUGAAGAAGAAGCGUCAGACGGAGGGCACGUACAGACCCAGCGCCGAGGAACAGAGCGGCACUCGGAGCUCGGCCGCCACGGACGUGCUGAAGUUACCCAAGGAGGAGAGACUCAUUUGACAUUGACCUUUGACCCCCCUGAGAAGAGCAUCAAAAAGGAGACGUGUUUACUGGCAUCGUCCAGCAGAUUCUGCCAACACUUUUUCAGUAUUUUAUAAACAUUUCCCCUUCUUUGGUCAGGAAGUUAUGUAGCACACAAAUAGUCAAGUUGUCACCUUGUCUAAAUGCUAAAUAAAAAGAAAAUACAACAAAUCCUUUUCAACUUAUAUUCAAUUAAAUCAGGGGUGUCCAAACUUUUUCCACUGAGGGCCACACUGAAAAAUCAAAGCGAGCGGGGGCCGUUUUGGUAUUUUUUUCAUUUAAAAACCAAUACAAUAAAUGUAUAAAAAAGUCUACAUUUAGUCCUCCGCCCAGGCUUGAUCCGGUCAAGCCAAAGGGUUUUGGGCAAAAAAAUAUAAAAAAUGUGUCAUUAUUCAGUAUUAUUAUUAUUAUUCAAAGUUUAAAUCUGUGGAUCAACAUGAGGUCAAAAAAACAUUUUAAACAUUUAAGUUGUAUGCCCUUUUUGUCAAAGAAGAACCCAGGUUUUUUAUGGAAAAAAUCACCAAAUGUGCAAUAUUUUUCCUCAAUUAAAUUUUAAAGUGAAAUAUUUAAUUUUGUAAAAUAUUUUGGAGCUUUAAAAAUGUCAAUAACUCAUAACAACAUUGACAUUUUUUGAGCAAUGACACAAACAAAAAAAAAUCCAACUAAAAUUAUUGGCGAUCCAAAAGUGUUCCACUCAUUAAAGUCUUAAGAAAUAAAUUCUUUUUUUUACUGUUUACUUUUAGCACAAUAAUCUCGAGAUCAGCUUCAGAUCCAUCCUUUAAAUUAUAAGUUUGAUUGUUGUUCAUGUUUUUUUUUGUGUCCGUUUUAGGCCCUUCUUUAAAAAAAAAAAAAAUCAGCUCAGUUUUUUACAUAGCAAACACAAAAUAUGCAACAUUUUCCCCAAAAAUAUCUCAAAGUGGAAUAUUUAAUGUGACAUAAUUGGAGCCCUGAAUAGGUCAAUAAUUGUAUUAUUAUUUUUGAAAGAAACAGCCUGCAUGGCAGCUUUGUAAUAUUAGACUAAACAUUACAACCCUUUAUUGUUACAUUUCACCUGUUUGCUCUUUUAUACCACCUUUGUUUUUUUUAUCGUAUUUUUAGAAUGUGUUGUGGAGCCGUUAAAAAAUGACCGGUGGGCCGCACUUUGGACACCCCUGAAUUAAAUAGACCGCAAAGACAAGAUAUCACAUGUUAUUUUCUGCAAAUAUUAGCUCAUUUGGAAUUUGACGCCUGCAGCAUGUUUCAACAAAGCUGGCACAAGUGGCAAAAAAGACCGACAAAGUUGAGGAAUGCUCAUCAAACACUAGGAAUUUGGAGAUUUCACCAUCCACGCUCCGUAAUAUCAUCAAAAGGUUCAGAGAAUCUGGAGAAAUCACUGCACGUAAGCGGCAAGGCCGAAAACCAACAUUGAAUGCCCGUGACCUUGGAUCCCUCAGGCGGUAAUGCAUCAAAAAGCCACAUCGGUGUGUAAAGGAUAUCAUCACAUGGGCUCAGGAACACUUCAGAAAACCACUGUUACUAGCUGCAGUUGGUCGCUACAUCUGUAAGUGCAAGUUGAAACUCUACUAUGCAAAACCAAAGCCAUUUAUCAACAACACCCAGAAACGCCGCCGACUUUGCUGGGCUUGAGCUCAUCUAAGAUGGACUGACGCAAAAUGGAAAAGUGUUCUGUGGUGUGACGAGUCCACAUUUCAAAUUGAUUUUGGAACACUGUGGACCAAAGAGGAAAAGAACCAUAGGGACUGUUCUAGGGUGAAAGUGUUCUAGUCAGCAUGUGUGAUGGUAUGGGGGUGUAUUAGUGAUUGUUGUAGGGUGAAAGUGUUGUAGUCAGCAUGUGUGAUGGUAUGGGGGUGUAUUAGUGAUUGUUGUAGGGUGAAAGUGUUGUAGUCAGCAUGUGUGAUAGUAUGGGGGUGUAUUAGUGAUUGUUGUAGGGUGAAAGUGUUCUAGGCAGCAUGUGUGAUGGUAUGGGGGUGUAUUAGUGAUUGUUGUAGGGUGAAAGUGUUCUAGGCAGCAUGUGUGAUGGUAUGGGGGUGUAUUAGUGAUUGUUGUAGGGUGAAAGUGUUCUAGGCAGCAUGUGUGAUGGUAUGGGGGUGUAUUAGUGAUUGUUGUAGGGUGAAAGUGUUGUAGUCAGCAUGUGUGAUGGUAUGGGGGUGUAUUAGUGAUUGUUGUAGGGUGAAAGUGUUGUAGUCAGCAUGUGUGAUGGUAUGGGGGUGUAUUAGUGAUUGUUGUAGGGUGAAAGUGUUCUAGGCAGCAUGUGUGAUGGUAUGGGGGUGUAUUAGUGAUUGUUGUAGGGUGAAAGUGUUGUAGUCAGCAUGUGUGAUGGUAUGGGGGUGUAUUAGUGAUUGUUGUAGGGUGAAAGUGUUCUAGGCAGCAUGUGUGAUGGUAUGGGGGUGUAUUAGUGAUUGUUGUAGGGUGAAAGUGUUCUAGUCAGCAUGUGUGAUGGUAUGGGGGUGUAUUAGUGAUUGUUGUAGGGUGAAAGUGUUCUAGGCAGCAUGUGUGAUGGUAUGGGGGUGUAUUAGUGAUUGUUGUAGGGUGAAAGUGUUGUAGUCAGCAUGUGUGAUAGUAUGGGGGUGUAUUAGUGAUUGUUGUAGGGUGAAAGUGUUCUAGGCAGCAUGUGUGAUGGUAUGGGGGUGUAUUAGUGAUUGUUGUAGGGUGAAAGUGUUCUAGGCAGCAUGUGUGAUGGUAUGGGGGUGUAUUAGUGAUUGUUGUAGGGUGAAAGUGUUGUAGUCAGCAUGUGUGAUGGUAUGGGGGUGUAUUAGUGAUUGUUGUAGGGUGAAAGUGUUGUAGUCAGCAUGUGUGAUGGUAUGGGGGUGUAUUAGUGAUUGUUGUAGGGUGAAAGUGUUCUAGUCAGCAUGUGUGAUGGUAUGGGGGUGUAUUAGUGAUUGUUGUAGGGUGAAAGUGUUCUAGGCAGCAUGUGUGAUGGUAUGGGGGUGUAUUAGUGAUUGUUGUAGGGUGAAAGUGUUCUAGGCAGCAUGUGUGAUGGUAUGGGGGUGUAUUAGUGAUUGUUGUAGGGUGAAAGUGUUCUAGGCAGCAUGUGUGAUGGUAUGGGGGUGUAUUAGUGAUUGUUGUAGGGUGAAAGUGUUCUAGGCAGCAUGUGUGAUGGUAUGGGGGUGUAUUAGUGAUUGUUGUAGGGUGAAAGUGUUGUAGUCAGCAUGUGUGAUGGUAUGGGGGUGUAUUAGUGAUUGUUGUAGGGUGAAAGUGUUCUAGGCAGCAUGUGUGAUGGUAUGGGGGUGUAUUAGUGAUUGUUGUAGGGUGAAAGUGUUCUAGUCAGCAUGUGUGAUGGUAUGGGGGUGUAUUAGUGAUUGUUGUAGGGUGAAAGUGUUCUAGGCAGCAUGUGUGAUGGUAUGGGGGUGUAUUAGUGAUUGUUGUAGGGUGAAAGUGUUGUAGUCAGCAUGUGUGAUAGUAUGGGGGUGUAUUAGUGAUUGUUGUAGGGUGAAAGUGUUCUAGGCAGCAUGUGUGAUGGUAUGGGGGUGUAUUAGUGAUUGUUGUAGGGUGAAAGUGUUCUAGGCAGCAUGUGUGAUGGUAUGGGGGUGUAUUAGUGAUUGUUGUAGGGUGAAAGUGUUGUAGUCAGCAUGUGUGAUGGUAUGGGGGUGUAUUAGUGAUUGUUGUAGGGUGAAAGUGUUGUAGUCAGCAUGUGUGAUGGUAUGGGGGUGUAUUAGUGAUUGUUGUAGGGUGAAAGUGUUCUAGUCAGCAUGUGUGAUGGUAUGGGGGUGUAUUAGUGAUUGUUGUAGGGUGAAAGUGUUCUAGGCAGCAUGUGUGAUGGUAUGGGGGUGUAUUAGUGAUUGUUGUAGGGUGAAAGUGUUCUAGGCAGCAUGUGUGAUGGUAUGGGGGUGUAUUAGUGAUUGUUGUAGGGUGAAAGUGUUCUAGGCAGCAUGUGUGAUGGUAUGGGGGUGUAUUAGUGAUUGUUGUAGGGUGAAAGUGUUCUAGGCAGCAUGUGUGAUGGUAUGGGGGUGUAUUAGUGAUUGUUGUAGGGUGAAAGUGUUCUAGUCAGCAUGUGUGAUGGUAUGGGGGUGUAUUAGUGCCCAAGACAUGGCUAACUUACACAUCUGUGAAGGCACCAUUAAUGCUGAAAGGUACAUACAGCUUUUGGAGCAACAUAUGUUGCCAUCCAAACAACGUUAUCAUGGACGCCCCUGCUUAUUUGCGGGUACUAGACUGGCCUGCCUGUAGUCCAGACAUUGAAAAUGUGUGCAGGCUAAAAUAUGAGGCAGGAGACUGUUGAACAACUUAAGCUGUACAUCAAGCAAGAAUGGGAAAGAAUUCCACUUCAAAAAUGUGUCUCCUCAGUUCCCAAACCUGCACUGAGUGUUGUUCAAAGGAAAGGCCAUGUAACACACUGGUAAAAAUGCCUUUAAAAUGCAUUCUAACUUCAUGAUUAUUUGCAAAUCUAUUAUUUGUAGUCUAUUCAAUUGAAUAUAAUUUGAAAAGGAUUUGUUGUAUUCUUUUGUUAUUUAGCAUUUCCACAAGGUGACAACUUCACUGCUUCUGUACUUCAAUCCCACUAUUUGACCUCAAAGGUCGACAUUUAUUCUCACACCUUUUUGUGAUUUAAUUGACACUUUUCAUCUCAACAAUUGAACAAGUUGCAUCAAAUCAGAAUGUUUAGUUUUAUUUUAAUUUCUGCAUGCAUGGCCCAAUAAACAUCUGCUGGAUUUGUGCAGGAA